AGAAAACAAUAAACUAUCCUAAAUAAAUAUUAAACAGAUUUAUCCUAAACAAAAUGGUUAUAUCCAAGAAAACAAUUGUUAAAUCACUGGCUCUUGUAGCCAUUAUAUGUAUUGUUAUGUGCACAACUGAAGCUACAAAUAUAGGGGGUGGAGCUAUGGCCACAGACCGCAAGGGUUGUACCUCGGGAGCAUGUGAAGGUCAAGCUAACCCAUACACACCAGGUUGUGAAAGUGGCGAAAAAUGUCGUGGGAGUUGAGAUUACGACAAUAAUUUCUUGUAAAUGAAAAACUUGUGACCCGAAUAAUAAUUGAUUUUAUAAUUACUUCUGAAACUACCAAAUACAUAAUUGUUGAUAU
Molecule: messenger RNA, 357 nt
Organism: Brassica napus (rape)
Lineage: Eukaryota; Viridiplantae; Streptophyta; Magnoliopsida; Brassicales; Brassicaceae
Product: protein RALF-like 36
Exons: 1
Coding region: 54-257 (67 amino acids)
Source: RefSeq, a predicted model, not a curated record